Messenger RNA from Mytilinidion resinicola, 525 nucleotides. RefSeq lists its product as uncharacterized. The record is from RefSeq and is a predicted model, not a curated record. Bases 1 to 525 code for a protein of 174 amino acids. NCBI's taxonomy places the organism in Eukaryota, Fungi, Ascomycota, Dothideomycetes, Mytilinidiales, Mytilinidiaceae. The transcript is spliced from 4 exons.
AUGUCAGAUCCAAGCCUCUACCAAUUUCCGUCGCCGUUGGAAGGCUUUAGAGACCUGCCUCCUCUUCCUACUGAGAGAGCCGAAGAUGGAAAGUCAUUCGUCAAUCCGCCAGCAAAAGAGAAGAGUGCUGCGUAUGAAGCUUUCCCUGGCCCAAUCACUAAAGGGAUCCGGGGAGGAUUUGACGUCCACAUCUACUUCCUCCAGACCGACGAGGAGCAAGCCAAGUUUGCGAAGGAGCUAUGGGAGCGUGUUCGACGAGAGUUUCCCGAGUUGCGCAUCUACCAGGUUUGGGAAAAGCCAAUUGGUCCACAUAUAACGGGCAUGUUCGAGGUCAAUUUGUUCACGCCAGAGCAGUUUGGAGCUUUCAUUCCUUGGUUGGUGAUAAACCGCGGACCUCUCUCUGCCCUCAUUCAUCCAAACACUGGUGAAGAUGAACGGGAUCACACUCAGCGAGCCACUUGGAUGGGCCAGCCAUUGCCACUGCAUCUCGCUCUGUUCAAGACAUUGAAGAGCAACUUGAAUUAG